Penicillium alfredii is the source of this 807-nucleotide messenger RNA. RefSeq names its product SDR family NAD(P)-dependent oxidoreductase. The coding region runs from base 1 to 807 and encodes 268 amino acids. The record is from RefSeq and is a predicted model, not a curated record. Gene Ontology annotation, molecular function: oxidoreductase activity, acting on the CH-OH group of donors, NAD or NADP as acceptor. The transcript is spliced from 4 exons. NCBI's taxonomy places the organism in Eukaryota, Fungi, Ascomycota, Eurotiomycetes, Eurotiales, Aspergillaceae.
AUGCCUCUCCCACAGCUGCUUGUUGGCAAAGUCGCUGCCAUCACUGGCGGCCUCACAGGCAUCGGACGGGCCAUCGCCCUCGAAUACCUCCGCCAUGGAGCCAAAGUAUCAAUUAGCCAUCUGGGCGGCUCAAAAGAAGAUGACUUGCUGGCGGCAUUGCAGAAAGACGUGAACGAGAUCGAAGCAGGGGCAGACAAAACACGAUUCCUCGCAGUAGCGGGCGACAUCUCAUUGCCAGAUACAGGACGAGAAUUUGUAGCAAAGACAGUCGAAAAGUUCGGUCGACUAGACGUGUUUGUGAGCAACGCCGGCGUGUGCCAAUUCGCCGAGUUCCUAGAACUGGAGCCACCCUUGCUCAAUCAUACAAUCUCCACGAAUCUCUCCGGCGCCUUCUAUGCUACGCAGGCCGCGGCACGGCAGAUGGCCUUGACGCAAUCUCCACCGGGUGGUUCCAUUAUCGGCGUCAGUUCCAUCUCUGCUCUCGUUGGAGGCGGGCGGCAGACACACUAUACGCCUACCAAAGCCGGUGUACUGAGCCUCAUGCAAUCGUGCGCGGUGGCAUUGGGGAAAUAUGGCAUUCGUUGCAAUGCGCUGCUACCCGGGACUAUCCGCACACAGUUGAAUGAUGCCGACAUGGCGGACCCCACAAAACGCACAUAUAUGGAGGGCCGAAUCCCGCUGGGGAGACUCGGCCAGCCGCCGGACUUGGCUGGGCCCGCGGUGUUUUUGGCGUGUGAGGAGCUGAGUAGCUAUGUUACCGGAGCACAGAUUCUGGUUGAUGGUGGGCUUUUCGUCAAUCUGCAGUGA